Messenger RNA from Drosophila kikkawai, 468 nucleotides. RefSeq names its product CLIP domain-containing serine protease B15-like. Gene Ontology annotation, molecular function: serine-type endopeptidase activity. The record is from RefSeq and is a predicted model, not a curated record. Gene Ontology annotation, biological process: proteolysis. NCBI's taxonomy places the organism in Eukaryota, Metazoa, Arthropoda, Insecta, Diptera, Drosophilidae.
AUGCAUCGUGGUUAUCGAGCGCAGCCCGGUCCAAAUGAUAUUGGAUUGCUAGAACUCGACGGUGAAGUGAACUACACCACCGAUGACAUUCGACCCAUCUGCAUCUUAAUGGAUGCCGCCUCUGUGUUGUGGAACAAGAACAGAUUUUCUGCCUUUAGCUGGGGUAAAACGGAGACUGGAAUCGGGAGCCGUCUGCCUUCGGAUGAUUGCCAGCAUUACAACAUGCCCCAGUUGACUAACGCGCAAUUUUGCGUAUACAGCUAUACGGGCGAUAGACCCUGCAACGACGUAGCUGGAGGACCCCUAGCCGUUAUCAUCAAUAAUCGCCCAGUCCAGGUCGGCAUCACAAGCUAUUACCCUUCGAGUUGCAAUGGUCCUGCGGUGUACACAGACGUGACGAGCUACACCCGCUGGAUAGCUUCCAUUGUAUUAAAUAAUAAUCACAAGCAUCAAGCGUUAAGAAUCUAA